AUGGUUAAAAAAGAAGAAAAUCGUACAUUUAUUAAAAUAGUAGAUUAUGUUUAUACAUGCAUAAAUCAUGAUAUUUCCUCGAAUCCGAAUCUUAAACAUAUUACAAAUGUUUUAUAUAAUGAAGUGGCUAACUUUAUGGUCAUCCAUAUAAACUACAAACAAGUGUGCGACUUGCAUACAAAAUUACUUAACCCAUUUCCUAAAAUUGGUUUAAUUCCGAGAGCUAGAUAUGUAUCACCUUCAGUCUUUCCUGAAGGCGAAGAGAGCCAACAAUACAGGGGCAGAAUGCUUCAUGCUGAUAUACCCUUCCACAUUUUAAAAAUUUUCUUAACAUGUAAUGGUAAAGAGAUGAGGAGAGGUCAAGCUUGUCAGGUGAUUAAGCAGUACCUGUUUGGUUUAUUGCAUCAACUGCGACAAAGUUUCAGUAAAGACGUAAAGCACUACUUUUACCGCGACUUAUGCAAACUAAGAGCACCAUCUACGUUGCAAUGGAAAACAAAGGAGAUUGACCAAGGGAAGUCCCAAAAGAAGCAUCUGUCGUGUAAUCUAGAAUUCCAUUAUUGUGUGAAGAUGAACCAAAAAUCACUAGCUUCAUGUACCUCCAGUACUUCAAUGCAGCACAUAAUUUUACACUGCGCUGUUAACACCCACGGUAAUCGCCCAGUCAUAAAUCUGUCAAACCUACUUUUAAAGAGUGAAUUGCACAAAUUCAUUUUACACUUCAAACGAUGA
Molecule: messenger RNA, 732 nt
Organism: Echinococcus granulosus
Lineage: Eukaryota; Metazoa; Platyhelminthes; Cestoda; Cyclophyllidea; Taeniidae
Exons: 6
Coding region: 1-732 (243 amino acids)
Source: RefSeq, a predicted model, not a curated record